AUGCUCCUCAUCCCACUGCCAGCCUGGCUGGCCCUGGGCAUCCUGCAGCUGCCUCUUGGCAGCGCCCAGGAGUGCCUGAGCCGGCAGCAGGCGCUCAGCGCGGUGCGGCAGAUGCAGAAGCUGCUGGCGGCGCAGGAGGCUGCUCACCUUCAGGGUACACGUGGGCUCCGGAACCAGCUUUCCAUCCUCCAGAGCCACCUCCAGAGACAGCCCACCAAACGCAAUGACACCUGUCCGCAGCUGGCGGUGCCCCUGAACGGGCGGAUGCUGGGCCGGAGUGUGCGGGUGGGACACGACGUUCACUUCGUCUGCGACAGUGGCUUCCAGCUGGUGGGCUCGGAGACGCGCAGCUGCCGGCACAACCGCACGUGGAGCGGCACCCAGCCCUUCUGCAGAAGUAUGGAUGACUGCUCCAGCAACCCGUGUGCCAACAGCGGGACCUGCGUGGAUGGUGACCAGAGCUACACGUGCCUCUGCCCCCCAGGCUGGUCAGGCCCCAGCUGCCAGAGCCCCAUCUACUCCUACUGGGUGACACUGAGCAACGCCUCCUUCAGCCGCCAGCCCCGCUGUGCCGAGGGCCGCUCAGGCUCCCGGCGCUGCAGCUGCGACACCGGCUUCCAGCUGAGAGCCGGUGGUGUGUGCCAAGACGUGGAUGAGUGCCUGCUCUACCAGUCCAGCCCCCAGACCCGGAUUUGCCUCCACGACUGCCUCAACCUCCCUGGCUCCUACCGCUGCCUCUGUCCCCCCGGCUACCUGCUCCAUGCCGACCGCAACGCCUGCGAGGAUGUGAAUGAGUGCGUCGGGAAGCAGCACAACUGCACCCAGGGCGACCUCUGCAUCAACACCUUCGGGGGCCACCGCUGCGUGCGCCCCAAGUGCCCCCCACCACGCCACAACACCAGCUAUGUGAAGACCUCUGCCUUCCAGUGCGAGAGGAACCCCUGCCCCAUGGAGAGCCGGGCCUGCCUCCUGGCUGCCACCUCCAUCUCCUUCCACUACCUGCCGCUCCAGGCCAACCGCACUGUGCCCCGUGUCCUCUUCAAGAUGUCCACCACCCGCUUCGUGGGCGACAGCCUGCGCUUCGCCAUCACGGGCGGACGGGGCCAGGGCGUCUUCUCCGUGCGGCGCUCCGACCGGCAGACGGGAGAGCUGCUGCUCACCAGCCCCGUGGCGGGGCCAGCCACGCUGGAGGUGGAGCUGGAGAUGAGCGAGUUCUCCCGCAAAGUCCUCCUGGGCAAGCACAUCUUCAAGGUCACGGUCUUUGUGUCCCCGUAUGUGUUUUGA
Molecule: messenger RNA, 1284 nt
Organism: Lepidothrix coronata (blue-crowned manakin)
Lineage: Eukaryota; Metazoa; Chordata; Aves; Passeriformes; Pipridae
Product: fibulin-7-like
Exons: 8
Coding region: 1-1284 (427 amino acids)
Molecular function (GO): calcium ion binding
Source: RefSeq, a predicted model, not a curated record